Molecule: messenger RNA, 3777 nt
Organism: Boeremia exigua
Lineage: Eukaryota; Fungi; Ascomycota; Dothideomycetes; Pleosporales; Didymellaceae
Product: sterol-sensing domain of SREBP cleavage-activation-domain-containing protein
Exons: 2
Coding region: 204-3623 (1139 amino acids)
Biological process (GO): SREBP signaling pathway
Cellular component (GO): endoplasmic reticulum membrane; Golgi membrane
Molecular function (GO): protein binding; sterol binding
Source: RefSeq, a predicted model, not a curated record
AGCUGCGCCGUCGUCCGCCGAGUGGUUUGACUUGACUUGGACGUCUAGCGUUGCUGCUCCGCACCUUCCAUGAUUCAGUCCGGCAUCACCCCGCGACGUCUCUUGUUGCUGCAGUCGAGCGCGCGUGCGUUCCAAACCUUCAGCUGAGAUCGCGAAGGUCGACAUCUCUGCAGGCUGGGGCAAGCCCCGGGGAGGAAUUGUAGAUGAUUUGGUUUCUUCUUUAUCCGCUGCGAGGGACGACCGAACCGCCCAAACUCUCGCCCGCCCACCCGAUCCGCCGCGCCUUCCACGCUCACGGCACCGCCACCGCGCAGCACUGGCAGCUAUCCCUCGUCGUUACCAUCAGCGUCUCGGUGCUGCUCUGCUUUCCGGCCGUUUUCCAGGCCCACAGCCCCGCUGCUGCCGGCCUGCGCAACCUCCCGCAGCAUGUCUGGACCUCGACGACGGAAGUCGAGGGCGAUCGCCCGGCCGAUGUCGUAGUGCGCCAGGCCUGGGUGCACGGCGACUACAUGGGCGCUCUCAACCAGAGCGUGCUGCGCAAGGCACUGCACGUCCAGCAUGCCCUCAUCAACGGCGGCUUCGACGCCAAGAACCCUAGGCCGGCCACCAUGUUGGUGCCCGACCAUCUUGGCUGCGUCGUGCCGGGCCGCGGGGAGCGCUGGGGCUGGCAGUCGCCGCUGAUGUACUGGGCCUGCUCGCAGGAGGCGCUGGAUAGCGACAACAACAUCCUGGCGACCAUCAAUGCGCGCAGCAGGGACCAGACGCCUAUGAACCUUACGCUGCGGCCGAGCACAGUCUUCGCAGGCAAGCGCUUCAUCAAUACGGAGCUGCAAGCCGCCGACGCGCUAGUUGUGUCUCUGUUCGACCGCACCGAAAACGCCGAUGUCGAGGACAUGUGGACUGCACGCGCAAGAGCGCUGGCACAGACGCUUGAAUCCGACUGGGUCAUGUUUCCUCAAGACGGGCAAACCCUACGGAACAGUCUAUACGAGUUUCGUCUGAAGCCAAUGUCGAGAUUGGACGACUUGUUCCUUGCCGCCUCGUACAUGGCUACCUCAGUCUACGUCAUCUGGAAGAUGAUGCAGCUACGCGCCGUCAAGAGUUGGUUCGGGCUACUCAUCACCAUCGGCGUCAAGAUGGCCAUCUGCAUCAUCGCCAGCUUCUCCUUGUGCACAUGGCUCGGAAUCGAUCUGGCGCGGAUACCGAGACCCUGGUUUCCCUCCGUGGUGUUCUGCUACGGGCUGGGGAACAUAUUUCGGCUGAUCAACGCCGUGCUGGAAACACCGCCAGAAAUGCCUCCGCACCAGCGCAUCGGGAAUGCCCUGGGCGAAGUGGGCCAUUUGUCCCUGGCAGUUGCUUUCCAGAAUCUGGCCCUGAUCUACCUGUGCUCACGAUUCGUGUCGCCCUGGGUGGCUGACUUCUGUGUCUUUGCGGCAGUAACGCUCGUCUUCGACUUUGUCUACCACCUCACGUUCUUUGUGGCUGUCUUGAGUGUGGACGUACAGCGCAUGGAGCUCUCUGAUUCAAUCGGACAAGCCCAUGGCUCUAAAAGGCGCCCAGAACGACAGUCGUGGUUCGCGGCACUGAUGGAAGGCACCACGCCGCUGAGCACACGUUUCGCUGGCACGGUCGCCAUUUUUUCCAUCAUCUUGGCCAUCAACUUGCAUUUUUUUGACUUUAGUGACCAGCAAUUAUCUUUCGCUACCGUACGCAAGAACUUCAUGGCUAAAAAACAACGCCGGAGCACUGGAGCUCAAUGGGCGUCUCCCCCAAUCAACCAGGCAAGAACACCAGCUGAGUGGCUGAAGCUGCAAGAUCACAACACGGCAAAGGAACUGUUCGCGCUCAUUAAGCCUGGGGCUUACAGCUUCAUCGCUCGCAUCUACGACCCAAUACUUGUCGUCAGAAAGGGAGCGCAAGGACGAGACAAACCGCAAGUACCCACUACACUGAUAGGCCAUCUUCGGCGGUUCGCGCAAGGCCACACUUUCCCAGCAGCUCUCAUGGCAGUAUUCCUCAUAGCUGGCGUCACGCUGCUGAUGAACUACCUCUUAUGGACCGGUCUCCCUGAGGUCACAGAUGAGGAAGAGGACAAUGAAGCCUCCUUCUCUGUCAAGACCCUACCCUCACAACAAACGCUCGACAUUGUUCACAUGUCGGCUUGCCCCAAAGGCUACCUGGUGGGCAUCAGCUUGGAUAGAACGACCUCGAUCUGGAUGACUGGACGGACAGGCUACAUGCCUACAACCUUGCAGACGGCCUGCAUGAAGCCAAAGCUAUGGCCGAUUGUAGCAAGUGCGAUGGACGAGAGCGGCACCUUCCUCGCCAUUGCUACUGACGCAGGACGUAUUGGUAUGUGGAGUCUGCCUACUUCUCGAUUCGUCAUGUUCCCGAACGUCGACUUUCGGGGACAGGUCCCAGCGCUAUUCUCUUUCGUCAGCAUCAUGCGCCAUGACAACGAGAGGCCGUAUGUCGUAAUCCUCAGCCCAGACGGCUAUCUCACCGAACUCGAGGCACGGACUGGCAUACACCGGACCAAGCGCAUUAGCGCUACUGCCAUACUCUGUGCUGAGAUCUACGUCGGUGCCAGAGGCGAAGCGAGCCUGGUGUUCGUGUGCAAACCAGGCGAAGUACAUGUCUUGUCGCUGCAGGAACCUAACAAUACCUCGUCUGAGGUUGUUGCUAGUCUGGAUCCCGGACCGCCGCCUGACAGCAAUCCCUCCAAGAUCCAAUGUCUCCAUGCUGUACCCAGUCUCGGGUUGAUUUUUGCGCUCCGCGAUGAGAGAGCGGAGAUUUUCGAUUUCAGUAGCAAGGCUCUGAUACAUGCCUUCGAGAUCGGUCACCUAAAGCAACAUUCUAUCCGGGUUAUGCAUUCUGCACGGCGCCAAUGUCCGUGUGGUGCACCGGCUGUACAGACGCUGUCAGUUGUGUAUGCUGAGCAAGACCGACAACAUAUGAUAAUGCAGACUUUCAGCCCCGAAGACUCUUUGACAUCCCAGAUCUGUCUCGGGAAGCCACUGGACAGAGCAAAACACGCUUGCCGAGGGCUUGAUAGUGCCGCAGAGGCUGUUCUCUGUGUCGACUCCGCCGGUGUAUGGGAGUCAACAGGGGCCUCCAGCGUGGUGGGUGUGCGCAGGCGCACACCAUCCGCUGGUGCUUCAUCCGUCACAUCAGAUGAUGAGGAGGAUGUGCCGAAUUCGAUAACCCCUACUUCAGCCAUAAGACAGCGUGCCAGCAAGCCAGAAAGCGCGCUCGUCUCGUCCAGGAUCACCAGCGCUUUCACCACCGACCGUCGACACACUUACACACCGACCGACGAGGCUGAUUUAUGGGAAGCCUGGUCAUUGUCCUCGACCGGCGACUUCCGUGCGCGAUCGUUGCGAUCUGACGACCACAACGAGCUGGAAGACGACGUCGAAGACGAUCUUUUCGUAGUGGCGCCGGGCCCCAUAACAAGACUGGCCAAGCGGAGUGUGGCAGUGGGAUUUGGCAACACUGUGAAGAUCAUCACGAUCGGCAAGGAGCUCUUCGAUGGCAUGACGGUGCAGAGUGGAGGCCAUGACAUUGACCUCGGUGGUUACAGGGUGCGAGGGAGGCGAGGGACGGACCGAAGAGCUCUCUGAGCAUUCACUCCUUAUACGGCGUUCAGGAUCACAGGGCUUGGGCCAUUUUCAGCGCGGCGUUACGCGGGCGGCUUGCUUCAUCUUAAUCGUACAUGAGCCGCAGUGUAGAGUUUAUAAAAGAAUCUAAACUUGUGACCUAGCGUUUUUGUCUUUG